AUGACUCGAGUCUCUAUUGCCUUCGAAACCCCACGUCUAAACCUCGGUCUGCUGGACCGACGGAAAGCACGUCCCAGCAUCAGCAUCAUCCGCGCCACUACCACCAUCAUGACAACGAUGGAUCCCAUAAGCGCAAUGGGCGUGUAUCGCUCCGACGACAUAAUCACGAUGGAUCCACCCAACAGCCUACCUCUGGCCGAUAGCAAGGCUGCCGUUGCUCUGCCCGUCAUUCCCCACCUCGACAGGCUCGAACGGGCCGCCUCGCCCACAGAAGGCUUUGCAACACCAAACAAUCACACAGAAGGCGCUCUUCCUUUCGGUGCGGUUUCACCCGACCAUCUCCCGCCCGUCUCGCAGAGCGCCAUCGUGCUGAUGCUCAACUUCCUGCUCAACGUGACGUUUUUCAUCAUCGUGCCCACAUCCGCCCCGUACGCCAACGAGCUGGGUGCAUCCACUUGGUUUUCCGGUCUCACGGUUGGUGUCAGCGUCGUCGUCUCCGGGCUGCUCCUAGUUCCGUUUUCCCUACGCUACAGGGCGUACCGCUUCCCGAUUCUUUUCGGCUCCGUGUGCAUCAUGGUUGGUCAAGUGGUGUACGCGCUCGCCGGGGUUGCCAACACGGCUUGGCUGAUGUUUGCCGGACGUGUCAUCAUCGGUGCCGGCUUUGUGUCCUGGCGAUACGUCAAGUCUUACAUUACCGAUGCUGCUGUGGUGGGCACCGACAAGAGAACGAUGAUGGCGGCGUGUCUGGUUACAUCGCAGGUGGGAGGGAUGGCGGUCGGGCCUUUCAUCGGAGGAUUGCUGUCGAAACAUGUCCAUCCGAUGACGGACGAUCACCGCCUGUGGAACGGAUACACCGCAUCGGGAUGGGUGAUGGUGGGCGUCUUUGCAGUGUUCUUUGCCGCUACCUGGUGCGUCUUCCGCGACCCUGUGCAAGCGCCGACGCAAGCACAGAUCGAGCUUGCAGCGCUGACGACAAGUGGCGCGACGGUAGCAUCCAAGGAUGCGGCGGCAUCGCAAGAGCCCACACUACGAAGCAUGUUCCGCGAGCUCAACUCGUCGCAAAAGUUCUCGGUGCUGACCAUGUGCUGGUUCAGCAUGGUCAACUUUCUCGUACUCGGUGCGUGGGAGGUCAACAUCCCCGUGUUUGGACAUCUGCGCUUUGGGUGGUCCGAGUACAAUGCGGGUAACGUGAUUGCGCUCGGUGGGUUGGCCACCAUGCCCCUCAUGGUUGCGCUCGUUUUUGUGGCCAAGUACGUUCAAGAUCGACACAUCUUAGCGGUGGGAACGCUGUUCGGCCUGCUCGGGCUGUCGCUGCAUAUGGGCGCGCUCGAAAGUCCGGCCAAGUCGGCAGUGGGCAGACUGGGUACGCUCGACUCGCUCAACUUUGGCUCUUUCUUUACCAGCUGGUUCUUCGUGUCAGCUGGCUUCAAUGCGUUGACGACCAUGACGCUCGCGCUGCUGUCGAAACAGCUUCCGGCCAAGUACAAUGGGCUCACGUCGACCGUGAUCCAGCUGAGCAACAACGUCGGACGUAUUGCCGGUGCCUUGUGGGGUGCCACGAUCUACCAAGUCGGGCAGUUCAGCAUUGUUUCGCUCGAGCUCGCUGUGACACUGAUCGGAACGUGUCUGAUCGGAUUUAUGUGGCGUAACAUGAAUAUACGGACCGGAUGA
Messenger RNA from Sporisorium graminicola, 1671 nucleotides. RefSeq lists its product as uncharacterized. Gene Ontology annotation, biological process: transmembrane transport. The coding region runs from base 1 to 1671 and encodes 556 amino acids. The record is from RefSeq and is a predicted model, not a curated record. Gene Ontology annotation, cellular component: membrane. The transcript has a single exon. Lineage: Eukaryota; Fungi; Basidiomycota; Ustilaginomycetes; Ustilaginales; Ustilaginaceae. Gene Ontology annotation, molecular function: transmembrane transporter activity.